Molecule: messenger RNA, 1540 nt
Organism: Scatophagus argus
Lineage: Eukaryota; Metazoa; Chordata; Actinopteri; Scatophagidae
Product: cell division cycle-associated protein 7-like
Exons: 8
Coding region: 211-1416 (401 amino acids)
Biological process (GO): regulation of DNA-templated transcription
Cellular component (GO): nucleus
Source: RefSeq, a predicted model, not a curated record
GUUCAAUCAGAUUAAUUGGGCAGGUUACCUGGGCGCGAGCUGACCGAGCUAAACUUCAGAAGACAGUGAAUCCCUGCAUCUCACGGUCACCUGGAGUAAAAGCAGGCCUAACAGUUACUCAUUUAUCAGGUGAAAUACGUAUUAACUUACACCUGAAUAUUUUUAAGGGAACUUUGUUGUCAUAUCUCUCCUCAGACAGGAGGUUUAGGGAUGCAGUCCGUCACAGCAGAGCUGGCGUUAGUUGAGAUUUUUGCCGAGGAAUCUGAAGAUGAGCGAACAUUUUACGGCUUUUCUGACAACGAAAUCAGCGACCUCUGCGAUAAGAAUUCAGGUAUGGGAGAUGAAGAUGAAGGCCAGCAUGAACUUUUUCCCAAGGAGCAGAAAGCCACGUCUGGCACCCACACCUUCAGACUGAGGGUGGCUCUCCGCCCCUCUCGCUAUAGCCAGCAGUCUACUGAUGAGGAUGAGGAGGAGGCUGAGGAGGAAGAACAACCGAGGGCAAAAAAGAGAGGUGCUAUGAGGACGGACAAUACUAGUCAAGCAAAGAGGAUGAGACGUGUUAAAUUUGAAGACAAACAUAAAGGGACAGCAGUGGAUCAGCGGGCUCCGUCUGAGCAGCGUGGAUCUGACUCAGCAGAAGACGUAGCCGAUUCUUUCCUGGCCAAGAGAGAACAGAACAUCAAGGCCAAUAAAGCAAUGUUGGCUCAGCUGAUGGCAGACCUACAGAAGAUGCCAGGAGGUGCAGGGUUUUUGAAAAAACAAGCAGACAAACAGAAGACUAAAGAGAGAAGUUCUCGUCCACCACGUUCUGGAGGAGAGUUCAGGAAGAACCCCGAGCGGGCAUCUCGCAGACAGACCCGCUCUAUGGGCGGAGGUGAGGAUUCUUCAGCCCUUAAGGAGGAACAGCUGGAGCUCAGCUUGGAGGAGGAGCUGCUGGAGGUACGCCGAGCCCCGCAGCGCCGAGGUGGGCCACGGCCCAAUCAGAGCAAACCUCAUGUCAUCCGUCCUGUGGAGGACAUCACGGAGGAUGAGAUUCAGCUGGUCGCAGAUAACAUGACGGAUAAAGUCUACAACAGAGUCACAGGCUCCACAUGUCAUCAGUGCCGUCAGAAAACUGUUGACACCAAGACAUGCUGCCGCAGUGAGGACUGCCGAGGGAUUCAGGGUCAGUUCUGUGGGCCUUGUCUGAGGAACCGAUACGGAGAGGAUGUCAAGAAGGCAUUGCUUGAUCCGGAGUGGAAGUGCCCUCCCUGUCGUGGCAUUUGUAACUGCAGCUUCUGCCGCCAGCGCGACGGCCGCUGCCCAACUGGCAUCCUCUUCCCCCUGGCUCAGUACCACGGCUUCUCUGACGUCCACUCUUACCUCAGCAGCCUCCAAAACAAACUGAAGAAUGAGGACAACGAUGUAGAGAUGUGAUGUCAACACUAGGGGAGCAAAUGUUCAAACUGUUUCUAUUAUUUUCUGUGUACUAAAAUUUUGAUGCUUUAUUUUAGUCCUUGUGAUGUGAUUUUAAAUGAAUAAAACAUUUUUUUGAUCACAA